Myiozetetes cayanensis is the source of this 11687-nucleotide messenger RNA. Its product is annotated as fibrinogen-like protein 1-like protein. NCBI's taxonomy places the organism in Eukaryota, Metazoa, Chordata, Aves, Passeriformes, Tyrannidae. The coding region runs from base 9407 to 10255 and encodes 282 amino acids. The transcript is spliced from 2 exons. The record is from RefSeq and is a predicted model, not a curated record.
UUUCUUUUUAAGCAAUGCUACUGAGGUUGCUAGAGAGCAACAGAAACCACAGAAUCUGUAUUUGGAAAUGAGAUGGUUGCCAUGGUAAUGAUCCCAGCUGCUUCUUUUCUCAGUUGUGAAAAUAAUUUUUAGACUCCUAUAUUACAAGGUUAAGCUACAAUGUUUUAAACUAAAUGAUAUAGCUAAUUGAUUUAACAUGAAGAUUAACACAUUGCUUAUUAAAAAUCUUUGGGCUGAUAAUCAUCUGAAAUUGUUGAAUCAAAUAUUUGUGCAGGUACUUAUCAAAUAUUUUUUCUGUUUGUUUUUGAUCAGGUACUUGAGGUGAAACUGGUGCAUUGAGAUGGAAAAUAUUUUCAUCUUACUGAUUUUACUAAAUGUGUUUUUUAUAGUACAAAUUAUUCUGAAAGCUAACUGAUACCUAGCUAAGUAGUGAUUAAAAUAUGACUCAUAUUUUGCCAUAUGCCAAAUCUGGAUCAAACCUGAAAUGUUAGAUAUUUUUAAUGUUUAUUGUCUCCAAAGCCCAGACAGUUGGUAAAGUGUUGGUUGUUUUGAUGGUCUCUAGGCAACCUCACUUUGAACAGGACUAUCACCAACACUUGUUCAGUUCAGUCAUGCUGUAUAUAGCCAGUAUUAAAAACCUCCAAGUAUGGAGGUUCCACAACCCAUCUGGGAAACCUUUUCCUAUGCUCCACUACUCCUGGUGAACAAACUUUUCCAAAUGUCCAGUUGGAAUCUCCCAAGUCACAGGCUGUGGUCAUUGGACUGCAUUGAUUUUAGACUAUAGUAUUAAUCAUGCUAAAGUCAAAAGCUUGGCAAGGUUCAGAUGAAUAGUAACAUGCAGAGGAACCUUAGAUAAGAUAAUCAGUGAACACUGGAAGGCACAGACUUCUCUGUUCCUAAGAGUAUCAAAGAAUCAUUGUCCCUGGUGUAAAACUCAUAAUUCCAAGAGCUCCUUGCAGAGUGAAGUAUUACCUACAGGGUAUUUGCUAUGGGAUGUAGGGGAAAGGACACUUUGGAAUUGUUUAAAGGUUAUUAUGGAACACUUUUAAUGGGACUGUAGGAGCGUGUGGCACUGUCUAUGAAAUGUUUAGAGGAAGGACCAAAGACUGGGAAAGGGAGGGAUCCAUGUAGAAAGGGGGUAAAAGCUUGGUUAGAUUUCUUUGUUGACCAGUCUUUGUUGGCUGCUUUUCAUCACCUUAUCAUCCACUGGUUUGGGGUUUUUUUCCUCUCAUUUUCUGUGUUUUGAAAUGUAGCUUAAUCUUCUUUAUUUCACUUAGCUUUUCCCCGUUUCAAAAUAUAGGCCCACUGAAAUCCUCUGGGACCUCCAUGACUUCUAAAAGGUCGUUGUAAAUGGUUUGAGAGGACUUCUGCUUGUUCAUAAGGUACCUAUAGAAUUUUAUCUGUCCUUAUCACUUGCUACUUAAACUUGCCACCUAACUACUUCAGUACCUUUGAUAUGCCUCCAGUCCUACUCUUUCAUUAAAAUUCAUUUCAUUAAGUAUCUAAUCACUACUUAUGAAGUCUGCAACAAAAACAAAAAAAAAUCAGUGUCAUUUACCUGUCUCCCUCAUUAAAUAAUAGAUUUUUGGGUUUGAUUUCUUGUUAUGUCCAAUACAUUUACAGAAUAUUUGUUGAGUUAUUAUGUCCCCUGAUAGCGGUAACCUCUUUAAUCUUAACCUCGAAUUUUAUCAUAAGCAGUUAUUGUGUUAUUUCUAUACAGUCGCUCUUGGGAUUUAUCCUUUGAUUCCACUCAUAUCCGAGGUGAGAGCUGUAACACCUUAUAUUAGACCGUGAAUAAUCCACUUUGCAGAGGAAUCACACAGAGUGAAGACAAAACGGACAUUUAUUGAAGGGUAACUUUUUGAAGGUAGCUUUUAUGUGGUAGGGAAUGGAAUGUGUGGAAUUUGAGAGGAAUCAAGGGAGGUUCAUGCAAGGGAAUGUUUAUAAACGGAGAAAUUGAGCUAAACACACCCAAAUAUGGGUAAGGAGAGAUACAAAAAGGGAAAAAGCUAUAAAUUUUAACUAUCAGGAGCCAAUAGGCAAAGAGGUUACAAUCAACGAAUAGGAAAAGGGCUAAUACUAAUUUAAACUGCAGAUUACAUAUAAAGUAAAAUUUUUUCUAACAACGUUAUUAAUAAACUAAAUAAACAUAACAUUUUAAAACAUGAAAAGCAGUCUCUGAGGUAGGAAGUUAUCUGUUGUCCAGUAGUUUAGCUGCAUUCCAAAGCUGUCUUUUCUUCAGUUCUCCUUUUCUUCAGAGGUUUUUCUCCACCACAAAUAGGCAUCUUGUGGUGUACUUCCAACAUACUGACUUGCACAACUUCAUUUUUAAAGAACUUUUGAACCAGACCUUUUGAGCUCUUAGUAUGGUUUCUGCCUUUCUUCAUGAGAAAUAGUUUGUCAUUUCACCUUCAUUAUAAUACCUUUUAUUAAUUGCCAGCCCCUUCAAAGCCCUGUCUCUCUCAGAGUCUUAGCGAGAAAAGAUACAAAAUGAUUGCCUAAGUUUAUUGAUCUGACUUUUUUAUUUUUUUAAAAUAUAUUGUCCUUACAAUGCUGCACAUACUUUUUCUCAGAAUCACAAAUUCUACCAUCUUAAGCUAGAGGUCACCUAAGCUGCAUUCACACAAAUAUUCUACAACGGUUUUCAGCUGCAGUGUUUAUAUUUGGCAAUUUCUGCCACCUUUAGAAAAAAACCAAGUCAUUUACCAGAUGUCCUAUCAUACUGUUUUUCAAAGCUACCUGAUAAUUUAAGUUUUUCAUUACCACCAGUCCUACCUGUCAGCCAAGCAAACAAUUAUUUUGUAAUGUCUUCCAUGAUGAUGAAUUUGGAUGUAUUUUUCAAGUUAGGUCCUACUUCAGUGUUUUUGUUGAAAGCAAAUGCUUUUCAAUUCAGUUAACUUUCUACACCUUUAGAAUUUAUUCUUGAGUUCAGCAGGAAGACAUAAAGAAUAUGUUUUUAGUGUUUACUUCAGUUCUUGAAAUAUUUUCAUAUGAAAUCUGAACAAAUUUGCUGAACAUUUGAAAAGUCAAAUGUUUCUAAGAGUGAAGCAUUUGUUCUGUUUUACAUUCACUGAAAAAAUAUACUUUGGUUCAUUUCCCAAAUAAUGGUUCAUCUCACAAAUAAUGAAUGUGUAAAAAGAGAUUUAAGAGCUGUAUUGAAAAUAACCUUAUGUGCAACAUUUUUCAGCAUUUAAUAACUGCUUUCUGCAUUGUCAGACAAAACAGAUACUUCAUAUGCCAUUGCCAGCUCAGAAGUUCAAGAACAAGUGAAAACUGUUACGAACACUUUUUUUUGUUAAUGAUCCUAUACACAGAUACCAAAGCGCAUUUAGCCAAGGUUGCAAAGCAAUUAAAAACCACUCAAAGUUGCAGAAGUAUUUCUAUGGCCCAAUGUGCUGGCUUAAAAGUAAACCAAUGGCAGAAAUGAAACGAACUCAAGAGAGAUUACAAAUCAGAGUUACAAUUUACUAAAAAGGUUAUGAUAAAUACAAUUCAGAGAAUAGAUACAGAGAUACAAAGAAAACUCAUUUUAACCCCUGAAGACAGACAAGAACAGAAUGGUGUUCGUUAGCCCCUGUGCUGAGCAUCAUCUGGCUCCCUGGGGGUGAUGUAAAAGGAAAGGAAACCUGUUGGUCCAGAUGAUGGUGGCAGUUCUGUCGAAGUAAUGAUCUCAGUCUUAUCGAGAGUGGCUGUUGCAGUCCUGUUCUGGUCCUCCUCUGGAUCCAACAAGUACCAGAAGUCCCAAAACCCCAAGAUUAUAUAUACUCAGGUUCAGUUUGGAAUGUCCAGUACCUUCCCCAGGGCAAGGAGUUUCACAAUGGGUGAUUUAACUCUAGGAGUCAUGGGAUAUUUUUGGAAUCUUUGAUGAUCUAGGUCUUGCAGCUGCCUAUUAUGCCAAUCCAGUAUGAUCCAUUAGCAGAGAUGACCCCUCAGGCUGAGUGCGAAGGUGCUAAUGCCUCCCUGGAGAGGAGUUAUCACAGCUGAGUCAUUGGUGUGAAGACAAAGAAAUACUCCCCUGCCUCAGCUUGUAGCCUGAGGUGUCAAGUGUGCCCUGGGCAGCUGCUGCAAAGGAUCCAUUAGUAACAGUCCAUCAGAAAUUGCAACCAUGAAACUUCUUUCAGGAUACUCAGUGAGCCCUUUGUUAUGUGUUUUAUGUGUUUUGUGUGGUUUGACUUGUUAGAACUUUGUCUCUUGAGUUCCUCAGUAUGCUGAACAACUUUCUUGCAUGAAAGUUAGCAUUUUACAUGUUUCUGGCAACCAUACAAAUCCUUUUGAAGGUCCUGGGUAUGCAAAUUGCCAGCCUGUGUCAAAGAUUUCCCUGUAAUUACAGAGUCCAUCUUGGGCAGUGACCAUGAAAUGAGAGAUUUUUCAGUUUUUGAACAAGUAAGGAGGUAGAGCAGAACUGCCUUCUUGGACCAGAGAGCAGACUUCUGUUUGACGGAGUCCCUUGGGAGGCAGCUGAGAAGGGCAAAGAAGUCUAGGAAGUCUGGACGUUCUUUAAGAGGGAAAUCUUUAAGGUGCAGGAGCAGGCCAUCCCUAUGUGCCAAAAGAUUAGGUGGCAAGGAAGACCUGGCUGAACAGAGAGCUUGGGCUGGAACUCAGGGAAAAAAGGAGAUUUUGUGACCUUUGAAAGAAGAGGCAGGAAGUUCAGGAGAACUACAAGGGUGAUGUAAGAUUAUUCAGGGAUAAAAACAGAAGUGUUAAAUCCCAACCAGAGUUUAAUCUGACUAGUGCCCUAAAAGACUAUAAUAAAAUAAAUAAAUAAAAACUAUUUCGGUAAAUACAUUACCAGCAAAAGGAAGGCUGAGGAUAAUCUCCAUCCUUUAUUGGAUGCAGGGGUAAAGAGUGACAAGGGAUGAGGAAAAGACUGAGGUGCUUAAAGCCUUCUUUGCCUUAGUGGAAAAUUUAUAGCAAGAUCAGUUGUUUUUGGGGUACCCAGCCCUAUGAACUGGAAGGCAGAAAUAGGGAGCAGAAUGAAGCCUCCCUAACCCAAUGACAAAUGCUCAGCGACCUGCUGUACCACUCAAACUCAAGUCUGUGGGACCAGGUGGGAUACACAAGAGGGUACUGAGGGAGCUGGCUGAAGAGAUCACUGAGCCACUGUCCAUCAUUUACCAGCAGUCCUGGCUAACCAAGGAAGUCAAACGUAAUGCCCAUUUACAAGAAAGACCAGAAAGAGGAGCCAGGGAUCUAAUGGCCUGUCAGCCUGACCUUGGUGCUGGGGAAGGUCAUGGUGUAGAAGGUCAUCUUGAGUGCCAUCAUACAACACAUAAAGGACAACCAGGGGAUCAAGCCCAGACAGCAUAGGUUUGUGAAAGGCAGGUCAUGUUUGACCAGCCUGAUCUCCUUCUAUUAAAAGUUGAGCCACUCAAGUGUAUGAGGGAAAGGCUGCAGAUGUUGUCUACAUGAACUUUAGUAAAGCCUUUGACACAGUUUCCCACAGAAUUCUCCUGGAGAAACUGAAUUCCUAUGGUUUGGAUGGGUGUAGUUUUGCUGGGUAAAAAGCUGGCUGGAUACCUGGCCCAGAGAGUGGUGGUGAAUGGUGCUACCUCCACUCAGUGGCCGAUCAUCAGUGGUGUUCCCCAGGGCUCAGUUUUGGGGCAAGUCUUGUUUGAUAUCUUUGUCAGUAAGUCUGCAGGUGACAAAGUUGGGUGGGAGUGUUGAUCUGCUGCAGGGCAAGAAGGCUUUGCAGAGGGAUCUGAACAGGCUGGAUUAACAGGCCAUAGAGUUACAGAGAACUUGUAAAGAGUCUUUCCACAUAGGAGAGCCUGAAUUGAAAAAAUUCAGAUGAAUGUUUGCCAGUUAAAGCUGAGCAGAAUUAGAAGGAUAAUUAAAAUUUCAGAAUACUGUAGAGAAGGAAUAUGUGGUCAUUAGGCCAGGAAAAUAAGUAUUUUAAUUAAGUCUAACAAUAAGGCUAACAAUGUCAUUGUAGCAAUGCAUUAUUUUGAAAUCUCUACAUGAUCAAAUCAAACUAAUGUAAAGUAGUCUGACCUCAAGAUCACUAUCUAAUUUUCAAGGUUACAAAAUUAUUUUCACAAUCAAGAGCGGGGAGAGUUAUGCGAAGAUUUUAAUUGCUUUUUUCAAAGUUUUCAACUACAGAAAUAGAUGCUUUUUCCGAGCAUGAGUGAAUGAAUGCUGAUGCCCUUUCCUCUCUCUCUUCUAAUUAAACACUUCCCACUUCAAUUCUGCUCUGCCAGCUCUGAUGAAAGUUUGGAAGUCAACAAAGAAGCAAACAGCAAGAAGGUAAAGAAAAAUCGAAAUAUGGGGGAGGAGAUAAACAGUGACGGAAUGUGUGGCAAUCAAAGGCACAAAACAAAGAUGUACCCUAAUUUAUACCAGGGUGAUGAGAGGCCUAUCAAUAAACAACACUAGGUAUCAAUACGGACAGAGUGGAAAGGUACCCUCCUCUACCUUUACUUAGCAUACUAUUUCACCAAGAUCUUUAUCUGUUCAGAGAAAUUUUAUUAUUUCAUAAUCUACCAUACAAUAUUUUCAGGCCCUUGCAAGGCUUGUAAAACUUGGUACUAACCAUAAAUUACAUAUUUUCAAACACACAAAUAUCAGAAAUUCCCUAAGCUUCAUAAUGCUAAAAGCAGAGUAGCUCUGUGACUGACCAGUGACAGGGAGAAGAUACUGUUCUGACUUUUUGUGGCCAUCCUCCUGUAUAAUAAAGCAUUGCUUGUACUUUAAAAGUGAAGACAAAUAUCACUGAGUUUUAAAUGUUACAAGGAAACAAAUCCUCACAUGUGGAUCCUCACUGAGGAUGAAGUAUUGAAGAAGAAAUUAUGAUUUUUUAUGAAUCCUGAAGUAGAACUUGCACAGGACUUAAAUGGUCCAUCAGUUUUAAUUGUGGUUUGUUUCAAGGGUUCCAGAGUGGAUCAAGGAGCUCAAAAACUUAAGUGUUGGCUCAUCUUUAAAGGGCAAAUGCUAGAUUAGACACCAUGUAAAGGCCAUGCAGACAGACAGUAGAACUUUCAGAUCCAUAGCAACAAUUAAUUAAUUCAUUACAGUUGUGACCUGAAUUAAUGUUAAUUAACUACUGUUAAUCCACAUAAACUAAAAUACAAACCUGUUGACCAGCCUGUUCUAUUUUUUUAUUUAUUUUAUUUUUUUAUUUUUAAUUUUUUUAUUUUUAGAGCUCUGAGACACUGCUUCUGAUUCACUCCUGUUAAAAUAUGAAGCAACAACAGAGUUUAUGGUUGGAUUGUUCCUAAUAAUUAAAAAUCAAGUUGUCUCUGUGCAAUUUAAAUAUGACUAGCAGUAUAGGUUCUUGUUAAUUAAUCUAUGCAAAAUGACAUAGUAAAUUUGAGCAUCUGCCUGUGUCUAUUUAAGCAACAUAAGUAAUUUACUGAACUGAAACUUCUUCAUGAUUCCCCAUCACUGUGUCUGUUGAUUAAUUAAGGAAAUAUAAUUUAGUAACGAUGUCAUUUUAAUCAUUAUGGAAGAACUUUGCACUUUAUAAUUCAUACAUACUUACUUACAAGUGUCAUAUGUCAGAACAAAGUCCAGUAGAAUAAGCACAGUGUGAAAUAAGGAAUAUGCAAUUUUGCUGUGUUUGUGAUAGCAUGUUGGAACUGAUUUAUUCACUUGGACUUAAGUAGCAGGCAAAGUACAACUGUAGAGAGUGAGCUCAUUUAUUUGUGUUCUUCCUUGCCAGUCUUCACUUCCAAGAGGUAAGGUGUGUGCCCAGGGAUGUUUUCUUUGGGUGCUUUCUUAAUACUUUAUAUUACCAACUUCUACUCUGGAAAUAAACAGAUAUGUAAAUAACUUCAAUGUUAUGAAAAAGAAAAAUGAAAGAUGAAACUGUUCAAAAAAUAACUCCAGGUUGAAGGUCAAAUUUCAUGAACUUUAAUUAUGCUUGUGGGUUAAGUUUUUAUUUCAAGUAAUUUAAAAUUUAAUAAUUAUUAAUAGCAACAAUAAUAAGAGCUUUCAGGGAAAAGGAUACGUGACAGUAGGAAAUACAGGUACAGCAAACUUAAAUGCUUGAAGGGAAGCACUGUGCCAAAUUUCAUGGAAGGUAGUUUUCCAGUUUAUUAUGAUCCUAAUGUCAAAUGACCAACUUUGCAUAAAAUAGCAAAUUAUAUGUUAAUAGUAAAUCAUAGUUAUUGCUGAAUAGUUUUAGGUAGCGUAGAAAAUUCUGUUUUGCUGGUGUUUUGUAUGGUAAGCAUAAAACUUAAGUCUCAAACCUGAGCUUUAUUACAGUGAUUUAUCUUGAACAUUUUUUAAAAAAAUAUGCUGAAUAUUUUUUCACUCUGGAAAACUGCUUGCUGAAUCUGCUACUAAGUCAUUAGAUUUAUAAGGAAUGUGGUCUUGUUGCAACAUAAGCCACUGUGGAGGAUAUUGUCCUCUGCAGACUGUGUGCUGACACUGGCAGGAAAUAAGCUCUGACUGAAGAGCUGUUUGCUAGAUCUAUAUCCUGCCUUCAGCACAGUCACUGUGGGGAGCCCAGUCCUCAUAAAUGAAAUUAGGAAAAAAAUUUUAAAAAUUAAAAAUUUUGGCUGUAGACUAAGUAAAUGUGUCCUCUGAGAGUAUAGGAAACAUUUGUUAUCCUGAUUCAGUCUAAACUGUCAUUGAUACAGAAACUCCUCUUCAGAGAAUCUGGGAUUUGCUGAAGUGAGGACCCCAGGACUUAGUCUAGUAAUAACCUAAUCCUUCUUGCUGUAUUGGAUGGAGGGUUACAAGUUCUGUACCCCAAAAGGUGGAUAAAAUGAAGCUCAAAACUGUUUUAAUUCAGUAUAUUGCACUCUGGGUUUUGGAGAGGCUAAAGGAAAGUUCUUUUUGAUUUGUUUAUUGAACUUUUGGGUUUUUAAAUCUGAUUUAAACCUGUGAGCUGUUAUUUAAACCUGUAGAUAGAAAUUCACAAAAAGCAUAGUUCAGCUGUGCUUAAGUGAGUUUUCCAGUGCAUGGAAACAUACUCAGCACUAAGAAAACCAUGUCUUUGAGUACUGUUUGAACUACAGACAGUCAGCAGAGCUAAUGUUACUGUUUCUGCCAAUUUUAUCAUUGGUGUCUUGCUGUAGUUUGGACUCAGGGAAUAAGACAAAUUCAACUCUGAUGAAUAUAAGAUGUGCUUUUUUCUUUUGUCAUUACAUUACUCUUGAUAGCUUUUUUCAUUGCCCAGCAUGGCACAAGGUGACAGAGGUGAGAGAUGUUCUAAGUGUCACAGCACAGAGCUCUCUGUCACAGGAAUGACUAGUCAGAAAUGGGGUAUGAGACACCAGGAAAGGAGAGGUACCUCAAAGAUGGAAGAAGCCAAUUAUGACAGAUCCCUACUAUGCUGAAGCUAGGUAUUUCAAAGCCUUUCUCCUUCAGGAUUUCCGUACUAAAAGUCCUAAAUAUUUCCAUUUUUGGCUCUAGUCUGUGUUACAGUUCUGUAUUUCUACAAGAGGACUGACUCAGAAGGAAGAUGCUGUUGACGAGCUCAGCAGGAUUUAUGCUGUUCUUGCUCUCUCAAUGCACUGUGUCACUGAGCACCGAAGAGGCAGUGGUCCUGGCUAAUGCCCACCUUCUCCCCCAAAGAGACCAUGAGAGACUGGCUAACGCCAAUGAAAAAGACUAUCCAAGAGAUUGUUUUGAGAUUUUUCAGCGCUCCAAAGGAAAUUCCAGAGAUGGUCUUUACAUCAUCCAACCAAAAGAGGACCCUAUUGUUGUCUCUUGUAACAUGCAGGAUGGUGGCUGGACAAUAAUCCAGCACAUUACUGCCAACAGUACUGUCGACUUUGACAGGACCUGGCAGGACUACAAAUAUGGAUUUGGCUCUGUUCAUGAGAACCACUGGUUAGGAAAUGAAUAUAUGCAUCAAUUAACUAGCAGCUCUGUGCAAUAUAUACUUGGAGUUAAACUUGUAAACCUAAAUGCUGAAAUUAAAUGGGGACAGUAUGAACCAUUCCUUAUUGAAGGUGAGGAGUCUCAAUACCGCAUUAGGCUUGGUUUAUACAAAGGUAAUGCCACUGAUGCACUGACCCUGGACACAGAAGCUUAUCUCCAUGACAACCAGAAGUUCACCACCAAGGACAGAGACAAUGACAAUUACUUUCUGAAUUGUGCUAAACUGGAACUCAAUGACAUUCCUGGGGGAGGCUGGUGGUACGACGCGUGUGCUGGAGCAAAUCUAAACCGUAGGAACAUGAUAUACUGGCAAAAAGACUGCAACAAGCAACGCCUGUGCAAGUUUGCGUGGAUGAUGAUCAAACCCAUUGAGCACCACCUCUCAUAUCCAUCAAAGUCCUGCCCGUGUCAGAAAGUUGAACUGUAGAUAAGCUGUGUGUACUUUGGAAGGAACAUGGACUUUUUGUGCAGUGACUGAAGUGAACUCACUGACUCAACAAUCACACUAAGUAAACAUGAUUGAAAAUAAAUUGGGCCUCUGCAAGGGCUUUAUGAUAACAUAUCAUCCAGGACUGGACCAUGUCAUAGAAAUAUGCCAACCACACAAGUGAGAAACUGUCAGAAACGGAGGCCUCUACCACAAGAUUUAAAGAACCAGAGGAUUAAAAAAAUCAUUUUAUAGUAUUUUAGCCAUAAGACAAGCCAGGUAUGAAAUCCAGGAUACAAUGUCUUAUACAAUAUAUACAUGAACACAAAUGCAUUUCAGAAGGUUUUGUUCCAGUAUCAAUGUUCAUGAUUGAUCUCCUAUAAUUUGCAUAUCUUCAUAUAUCAUGCAUGAGAGAAAUUUUCAGUGAAGUGCCUACAUUUACAAAUUGCAUAUUGAAGAGUAUUGUGUACCAUAGGGCAGCAACAGGCCUUUUCUUUCUAACUUUAGUGAACUGUAUUUUAAUUUAUAAAAUUGGAAUCAGCCUUAUCUCCCAUGGCUUCUUUCCCCAAUCACUGACUCUUCUUUUAUUUCUACCUUUUAAUGAUCCCAUACACAUUGAAAUAGUCAGCAUAGGCUUUUCUUUUCUUCCUUCAAUUUAGAGCACCCAGCACUAAUGGGAUUGUCAGCUUUGCCAUUUAAAGUUACUAAUCCAAAGCUUACAACCCAUCUGAAUUUUUCCCCAAGAAACUCAGAGAACACAUUUUUUAAAAGAUCAAAUUAUUUUGCAACUGUUUAUUUAUUGCUUCAUUUUUUAGCCAUCACUUCACUUUAUUUAUCAUGAUUUGACUGUUGCUUCUCCCUGUUCCAUGAUGUGCUUCAGCCUUCUCUUUUUUUAAUACCGCUGUGAGAAAGAAGAGAACAUAGGCUUUAUUUCACAUUUGCUUACCUUCAACUGUUUUGGUACUCAGACUUGACAUUAUUUAAACACUACCCUUUUUGUAAUUAUAAAAUAAAAAUUACAUAUUUUUCUGUUUUAAAAUAAUAAAUAAAAGAAUUUUAGCUUUGAUAACCUCUAAUAUCUCGUUUUCUUUUACCUCUGUUUGAGUUCCUUCACACAUUUCUGUACCAUUGAAAUAGCUAAAUGAUAACUGAGGAGGUUUUAUUGUUUAUCAUGUAUGUUUUCUUAGAUAUUUCAGUUACAGAAACUCAACAAACAAAUACUGGCAAAUUCCUGCUUUUUAAUUUAAAAUAUGCUGAAAUAUAAUUUCCAUGAAAAUUGCUUCACAGAAAAUAAAUCGUAUUGUGUUUUGAGAAGACUAUCAGGAUUAUUUAAGAAGAAAAAUUAUUUGGAAAGCAGAAAAGCCAAGAAAGCAAUAUUUAUUUUUUCAGGAUGCACUGCAACAUUUUCAGAAAGAGAUACAGAUAUGUUACG